Liolophura sinensis is the source of this 1853-nucleotide messenger RNA. RefSeq names its product flap endonuclease GEN homolog 1-like. The record is from RefSeq and is a predicted model, not a curated record. The coding region runs from base 33 to 1853 and encodes 606 amino acids. NCBI's taxonomy places the organism in Eukaryota, Metazoa, Mollusca, Polyplacophora, Chitonida, Chitonidae. The transcript has 15 exons. Gene Ontology annotation, molecular function: 5'-flap endonuclease activity; four-way junction DNA binding.
GGAAGUGUACACAAAGGUCUUGGUACAUAAUCAUGGGUGUGAAGGGAUUGUGGGAGCUGCUAUCUGAUGCGAAGACGGAUGUCAACCUGGCAGAGCUACGAGGACUGACACUUGCUGUGGACCUGAGUGGGUGGAUAUGUCAGCUAAAGUCUGUCCCUGGACUGCCAAAUGUACAACCCCUCCGGUCGUUAUUUUAUCGCACAACUCAUCUGAUGAACCUGGGAGUGAAACUGGUGUUUGUCAUGGAUGGAGUGCCUCCAGAACUGAAGAGAGAUGCCAUGGAACAACGACAAGCAAGUCGAGGAUCAUUAUCCAAGGAAAGACAGUCCUUCAGCAUCAGCCAAUCAGUAAUGAAGGCCCGUCAGUUACUGGAGAGUCUGGGGUUGCCCUGUUUAGAUGCCCCAGGGGAGGCUGAAGCUCUGUGUGCCCAUCUUUCACAGCUGCAGCUUGUGGAUGGAUGCCUCACUCAAGAUGGAGAUGCUCUGCUUUACGGGGCCAAGAAAGUGUACAAAAACUUCAGUCUGGAUAAACAGGCUCGUUGUGUGGAGUGCUACUGUGCAGAACAUAUAGAAGAGAGCCUAGGCCUGACACGCCGUGACCUAAUAAGCCUGGCCUUACUGACCGGCUGUGAUUACAAUAUGACAGGUGUGCGACAGGUAGGCAAGGAGAAAGCUACAAAUCUCAUCAAACACCUCAAGUCUAAGAAGUACGAUGUCCUUGACAGGAUAUGUAAAUGGAGAGAUUGUCCGGAUUUAGAUGUGUUAGAAAAAGAACGACAGCAAAAAUGUACAGAGCACCACUGUAGCCAGUGUCAGCAUCUAGGAACCAUUGCCAUACAUAAGGUUGAGGGGUGUGGCCUAUGUAUGACUGAUGAAGGCUGCACCUGUGCCCCUAAGGUGAAAGGCAAUGGUCACCAUGGUAACAAACACAACCUCUGUCCCUGUGAUUGGCAUGUGACCAACAGGCGUGUCAGAGAUAACCUGCUGGAGUUGAAUGUUAGAGAAAAGGCCUUACAACAGGAAGAUUUUCCAUUCAUGAACGUUGUGAAUGAAUUCUUACAAACUCCUCAAGCUUCAACUGUUCAGCUGUUAAAAUGGAGAAAGCCUAACCUGCAGGUUUUUGUGAAAAACUGUUCGGGAAUCCUUGGAUGGAAGGAGGCAGAGGUUGUGGAUAAACUGCUGUCCACCCUGGUGUGGAGUGACCUAAAAGCCAAAGAAGUGGAUGGAUACUUCAGUGAUUCACAGGAAACAGAUGAUUUUUUACAACCACUUCAAAUUUUGAAGUCUUGUCGUAAGAACUUUACUCCUUGUUAUGAGGUGACCUGGAAAAGGCUCAAAAGUGACAUCUGGUCAGAGAAGCAGAGAAAAACGUACUCCUCCAUUGUGGAACAGAAAAUGUUUGCCACAGUAUUUAAACAGAUGGUACAAGAGUAUGAAGAAGGCCUAGAAAAACAGAAAGCUGCCAAACUUCAGGAGAGAAAGACAAAAGCAGGUGAGUUAAGGGUAAAACGUGUGGGGCAGACUUACUGUUUGGGUGUAAAAUGGCUGCUGUAUUACAAACAACUCAACCUGACACAAAAUGUUGUCUCUGCAGGAACAGAAGCAAGAUUCUGUGUGGUUGUGAAUGAAUUCUUACAAACUCCUCAAGCUUCAACUGUUCAGCUGUUAAAAUGGAGAAAGCCUAACCUGCAGGUUUUUGUGAAAAACUGUUCGGGAAUCCUUGGAUGGAAAGAGGCAGAGGUUGUGGAUAAACUGCUGUCCACCCUGGUGUGGAGUGACCUAAAAGCCAAAGAAGUGGAUGGAUACUUCAGUGAUUCACAGGAAACAGAUGAUUUUUUACAACCACUUCAGUAG